CUUUAAAUUAGCAAUCACAUCCUCAACAGCAUUUCUUGCUCGCAAUAUAGUUUUUUAAAUAUGUGUUUUCUUUCCAAGUUAGAAAAAGAUUGAACGGCACCAGAAUAAUGAAUUUGCACACCAAUCUGAUUAGUACUAAACUUCCCAUGAAUAUACUUGAUCAUCAAGUUGCUUAUCCAAAGGACUUGUUAUAUUUAAAAAACUUUAAGUUGUUAGUGAUAUCUCUAACGUAAAUCAGUAAUUUUCAGUUGAACAUAAUUUAAAUGUUUACUAUUUUCUGGAAUUUUAUGUUUUUGAACGACAAUCAUCAUGCCAGAAUCGCCAAUGCGUGAACUGUCAACAGCGUCAAUCUGUUUCCUCCCGCCCGCACUGCACAUUGCUUUACGAGUUUGCGCGUAACAAAUGUUAUGUUGUAAACAAUUAAAUUUAAGCUAAAAUGUCUUAAUUAUACUGUUAGGUUUAUUUAUUCAUCAAUAUGAGUGACGAUACUGUGAUAAUAGAUGAUGAUGAUGACGAUACGAUGCAGAUCAGCAGUAUAUCCCCGAUAGUGGCUCAAACAAUUGAAACAAUUGAUUUAGAUGAAUCAGGAACUGAUGAUGAGGUUUUAGCAAUUACAGACAUAAGCGAAGCAAUAAAUUUGUCAAAAAAACUUGAUGGAGACAUCCUUAUGGACCAAAUCGUCCAUUUCUGCUUAAGCAUGGAGAAUGUUGUUGGAAUGUCGAGAGUUAUAAAAAAGACACUGAUACCUCUAUACCAAGAUACUAGUACAGAACUCAAAAAUUCCCCAUCACUUAGAAAACUGUUGAGAAAAACAUUAAAACAGCUCAAAAUGGAUCCUGAUCAUAAAUUCUUACAUAUAAAGACUCUUUGUGAAAGCUUGAAGUCUGGUCGUGUUAAACGGAAAGUACCUUUUGUUACAUUGGCCAAAAAUUUAAAAAAUAAGGACUCUAGCAAAACUGACAAUAUUGAGAGGACUUGUAUAUCUAACACUUUCCAUAUAGAAAAUGCACGUGAAGUUAAUAUCAACAUAAAUGCAUAUGAUGAAAGAUUGAGCAGUAAAGAAAUAGAUACUCCAAGACAUAGGAACUCAAGAACAUCUCUUAGAACUAAAAAUCGCAAGACUAGAUGUAAACAAACAUAUGGAAAUAUUAUGAGUACAAAAAGUUUGCAAUCCACUGAAAAUAUUGAAGUCAUAGAUUUGGAUAAUUCUGAUACUGAAAAUACUAAUUCAAUUGAUCAUGAAACAUCACAUAACGCUGAUGCAGAUAAUAAUAAUAAAGAAAAUAAAACACAAGAAAUUAGAACAAAUUGUAGUGCGAAUAACUUGGAAGAUAACAAUAAAAAAAUAGUUACGGGUGUAAGAGACUAUGAUUUGCUUAUACCUAGUACUUAUUUAGAGGUCACUAGAGAAAAGGAUAACAGUGUUGAGAUACAGGAGUUAGAGGAAGAAAUUGUGAAAUAUAAAAGUAAGAUUGCUCAACUGGAAGAGGCUGAAGUUUUUGACGAUACUAAGAAUUCACCAUAUAUUUUAUGUGAUCUUUACAAAAGUAAACUAAUACACACCUAUAAGAGAAUAGCAAAGCUGAAAGGCUGCCGUACAGACAUCGCCAAGCGUCGGGAAAUACGCAUUAACGCCAAAGAGGGCAGGAUCGCUGGCCCAGCCAAGUUACUGGAGGACCGCUUAAACGAAUCGAUAGACAAAGAAGGAAGAGUCGCCUUUCCAGACUUCUUUGAGGUCCAGAAAUGCGUUGCAAAAUAUAAUAAAGAAAGUAAAUCCUGUUGGAAUCGAUACGAAAUUUUUAAACGAGCGACAGCACUGUUCCGUCACUGCGGGGAGGCGCUGCGCAAGAACCGGCAGAAACGUGAGUACCAGGACAUGCUGGGCUGGCUGCCGCGCGAAGUGCAGCUGGAAGACCCUGCGGAGAGGGAUCCGCAGCUGCUAGCCACGCUCGAGGAGAACAAACUCGUCGCUCAAGUUAAAGAACAAGAAAUUCUAGAAAAAUACGUACACAUGGAAAACACGCUCAAAGCUGGUUUCGCAGGUAACCCUUUGGACUUUGAGCUUCAGCAGUCUUCUAGUGAUACAGAAAUAGAAAGUGAUAAUGACGACGACCACGACCAAAGUAGUUUCAAUAUUGGAGGAAAACCAGAUUUUCAAGCAAUAUUUUCAUCAAGUCUUUUUAACACUGAAAAUAAUGCCUCUUGUUUAACCGACGAGGCCUUACCUACUAUUAGUGCGUCAGCUGACCAGAAAAGUGAUAAUGCAUCAAAUUCUAAUUCAACCUUAAAUCCCGUUUUGAGUUCAGUUAGCCCUAGCGAAGGUGCGGAAAAUUCAGACGAAAAUACAAUAGUUACAAAGUGCGGUAUUAAAACAGAGAAAUAUGUUUCUAGGAUAGAAUUUCCCGAUACAGAUGAUUCUGAAACUAAUGUUAAAUCUGAAGAUGAAAUCAAAAUUAAAGAGGAACCUGUCGAUGUUCAAAAUAUGUUGGAUGAAUUAGGUGAUAACUAUGUUUCAACCGUGUUUGACAUUGAUGAUCCGUUCUUAGUAAUACAGUUAUCUUCUGAAUCUUCAGAUGAUGAAACGUGAUGCUAACAGCCUAAUGAAAUGUUGUCGUAAAUAGUAGGCAACUGAUACAGGUUUUUAAGACAAUUAUUUGUUAAGCAUAACUUACUAUAAUUUGCAUUGCGUUUAAUAAUAUUAAGCGCUUUUUUAAGAGUCGUAAGUAGAUAUCUACACAUCACAUCUACAUAAUAUAUCUUGAUAGUUUUAUCUUUUAAGCUGUAAGUCUUCCACAGUAUAAUAAAUAAAUAAAUAAAUAGUAACUAUAGUGAAAAUGAUGUAACGGUUAACUGACGCGUAAGUAUUUAUCGGGGGGUAGCCCGACUAGUUUCGGAUGUAACCGAAAAUCUACAUAUCAAACUUUUUAUAUUAACGGCUGAUUUUUCAGUUUCAGUUGUGUAUUAUAUCAAUUUACAUAACUAUAUUUUUAUAUUUUAGUGAAAUCUACUCUGUAGUAACAAACGAAAAAAAAAUGAAAUGUUGGCCCAAGUCCACAAGUAUGUAUAUUAGAAUAAAAAAUUAUUUUAGUCUUUUUCCUUCGUUUAUUUAACCCAUUCAGUGCCGAGCCCGCCCAUCGGCGGGCAAAUUUUUUUAACUUUCACGCCGAGACCGCCCAUGGGCGGUUUGAUUUUAAACUGCAAUAACUUUACGAAAUAACGUCAGAAAGUAAUGAGAUAAUGUGUAAUGAUUUGUUUUAUUAAUAUUGAUUUGCAACUCAAAUGGCCUGCUGAUAUUUGAAGUUUUGAAAAAA
Trichoplusia ni (cabbage looper) is the source of this 3311-nucleotide messenger RNA. RefSeq lists its product as uncharacterized. The coding region runs from base 476 to 2587 and encodes 703 amino acids. Gene Ontology annotation, molecular function: histone binding. The record is from RefSeq and is a predicted model, not a curated record. The transcript is spliced from 6 exons. NCBI's taxonomy places the organism in Eukaryota, Metazoa, Arthropoda, Insecta, Lepidoptera, Noctuidae.